Messenger RNA from Brassica rapa (field mustard), 1012 nucleotides. RefSeq names its product probable chalcone--flavonone isomerase 3. Lineage: Eukaryota; Viridiplantae; Streptophyta; Magnoliopsida; Brassicales; Brassicaceae. Gene Ontology annotation, molecular function: intramolecular lyase activity. The record is from RefSeq and is a predicted model, not a curated record.
AACAAUACAAUUAAUAAAAAAAUGCGUUUUCUGUUAGAUCACACAAGCUUUGAACGUUAGCAGAAACCAUGUUACCUACCACCAGUCUCUCGAUCGCUUACUAUAUAGAUAUUCCACAUUAAACGUUAAAGAAAUAAUUUCUGCAAGAUCAUCAAAAGCUGAUACACCAAGCUGGUUAUAAACUCUACUUUCUCAGUUUCAGACAUACAAAAACAACAGAAAUGGGAACAGAGAUGGUCAUGGUUCACGAGGUUCCUUUUCCUCCACAGAUCAUCACUUCCAAGCCCCUCUCUCUUCUUGGCCAAGGCAUCACUGACAUAGAGAUCCAUUUCCUUCAAGUGAAGUUCACGGCCAUAGGAGUUUACUUAGAUCCUUCAGAUGUUAAAACCCAUCUUGACAAAUGGAAAGGCAAGACCGGAAAGGAUCUUGCCGGCGAUGACGACUUCUUCGACGCCCUGGCCUCCGGGGAGAUUGAGAAAGUUAUAAGGGUGGUGGUUAUAAAGGAAAUAAAAGGAGCUCAGUACGGAGUGCAGCUAGAGAAUUCGGUGAGAGAUCGUUUGGCUGCUGAGGAUAAGUACGAGGAGGAAGAAGAAACCGAGCUCGAGAAAGUUGUGGGAUUUUUUCAGUCUAAGUACUUCAAAACUCAUUCCAUCAUCACUUACCGUUUCUCAGCCAAAGAUGGAAUUUGCGAGAUCGGAUUUGAGACGGAAGGUAAAGAAGAGGAGAAACUGAAGGUAGAGAAUGCGAAUGUGGUCGGUAUGAUGCAGAAGUGGUACUUGUCUGGAAGUCGAGGAGUUUCACCGUCCACCAUCGUCUCCCUCGCCGAUUCUCUGUCGGCAGUUUUAACCUAAAACUCCUUAUAUAGCCAUCUAUCAUCUAUGGUGUGUUUUAUGUUGUUGUAUUAUGUCGUUCUUAAGUGAGACAUCGUGUUUGGUUAUCUUUAUAAAAUCUUUAAUGGUUGUCUUUAUAAAAUUCACAGAGCAACUUCGUUAACUAAAAUAUGAUCAGAUAC